CCUACUCUUUCUUUCUUUCUUUCUUUCUUCUUCCCCUCGAUUCCACUGAGUUCUUCGUCCGCCAUUGAAACCUAAGCUUAUUGAAACCCCUUGCUGUUUCGUCCGCCAUUGUUGCUUCGUCUUCAAUUGUUUUCGCCAUUGCUGGCCACGGAUUGAGCUUAAUAUUGUCUAUCUCGAAGUGGAUUUAGGACAGCGCAGCGAUUGUUAUAAAGCUAUGCUUUUGUCGAAUUCUCAGGUUGGAAAAUUUUCUUCACAGCAUCAGCAUAGCUAAAGCGUGAACAGAAAGCUGUGAGAUUUCAUUAAUCCCUUUACAAUUUCUCAUUCGUAUCAUUAGCUAACUUGAGAAGGGGUCAUGGUGUGGUGUAACCAUUGUGCGAAGAAUGUUCCCGGAAUUCGCCCCUUCGACGGUGGUUUGUAAGGCAUGUGAUUUAUGUGGGAGGAUUUUGGAAAACUUCAAUUUUUCGACUGAUGUUACAUUCGUUAAGAAUGCUGCUGGACAGAGCCAAGCGUCAGGUAACAUAGUGAAGAGUGUUGAAAGUGGGAGUUCGAGCUCACGCGAAAGAAGAUUGGGAAUAGCUACAUAUGAGUUAAGGAAUUUGAAAGAUGCCUUGGGAAUUGGUGAUGAGAAAGAAGAUGUGGUUAGAAUGGCUGCCAAAAUCUUUGAAAUGGCAAUUGAUCAAAACUUCACUAAAGGGCGCAGAACUGAACUUGUACUGUCUUCCUGUCUCUACUUGACUUGCAGGGAAAAGAAAAUUCCGUUACUUCUUAUUGAUUUUUCAAGCUACCUUCGAGUUAGCGUUUACGAGCUAGGUUCUGUGUACUUGCAACUCUGUGAACUGUUGUACCUUGUGGAAAACAACAACUAUGAGGAGCUUGUUGAUCCUUCAAUUUUUAUUCUUCGAUUCGUAAACAGUUUAUUGAAGGGUGUAGACAAACAAAGGAAAGGAGAGUUUGAGAAAACGGUUAGAAGCAUUAUAUCUAGUAUGAAGAGAGAUUGGAUGCAGACCGGCCGGAAACCAAGUGGAAUAUGUGGAGCAGCAAUUUACAUAGCUGCACUUUCUCAUGGUAUCAUGUGCUCUAGAGCAGAUAUUGCAAAAAUGGUGCAUAUGUGUGAAGCAACAAUAACCAAAAGGUUGAAUGAAUUUGCUAAUACCGAGGCUGCAAGUUUAACUGUUUUUAAGCUUGAAGAAAGCGAAAAGAUAUUGGUUGAUGAAAGGGAAAAGAUAUUGCGUGAAAACCCUAUUACCUCAAAACCAAACUCUGAUAAAGGAGUAGUGAACUGUAAACAUAAAGAUUUAGAACCUUUUGCUUAUGGAUUAUGUAAGAGCUGUCACGAUAAGUUCAUUAUAAUUUCUGGUGGAGUUGUUGGUGGGUCGGAUCCUCCUGCUUUCCAGCGAGCAGAGAAAGAGAGAAUGGAAAAAGCAGCUAAAGAAGACAACGAGGGAGGAGGAAUUGAGAAAAGUGAAGGAGAAACAGAUUGGGAUGCUGAAGCUUCGGAUGAAUCAGGCAAUCUUUCUGACCUCGAUGGUGAUGCUGAGGUGGAUGGCUGUUUUCUCAACGAGGACGAAAUGAUCAUGACGAAGAUCUCAUGGGAGUUAGAAAACAGACCAUAUCUUGAGGAGCAAGCAGCUAAGGAAGCAGCUCUGAAGAAGGCUAGUGAAGCUUUCAAUGCUAAUUGCCCAGAAUACGCAAGAAAUCUUGUUGAAACUUCUAAAGCAUCUGUGAUACAAUCUAGAAAGGAAAAGCGUCAAAAACGUGCUGAGGAAGCAAGGAACGCGCCUCCACCAGCUACAGCCAUGGAAGCAGUUUGCAGAACACUUGAGAGGAAGAAACUUAGUAGGUGUAUCAACUACGGUGCUUUGGAUGAACUCUUUGGUACUUCUCCAUCUGAGAAGUCACCGAAGAAAUCGAGAACCGAGACAGUUACAGAGAAGAAGAGGGAAGAGAAGGAAGACCAUGAGAUUGUUGAAGAUGAAGAAGAUGAAGAAGACUACGCAGCACCAUAUGAGAUGAACGCAGAUGAGAAAUUCUAUGAAGACGAAGUGGAAGAGGAAGAGGAUGGUUAUGAUUUUGGAUUGUACUAAUGCUAACUUCAUGUCUGUCGCGUAAAAAACAGAAAUGAACCAUUAAAGGAACUCUCAUAAAGACAAGUGAAACAGAAGUUUUGGGAUUUUGGAGUGAAGAGAGAAGACAAACGAAUUCUCAGAAUGUGUGAAUUGUUUUUGCUAUAGAGAGGAUAUAAGAAUGUAAAUGUUGGGUGUCUCAUCAUAGAAGCUUGGAAACAAAAGUUGGAAACUGGUCUUUUGUUCUGCUCUACCAAUAAGUAUCUCUCUAUAUGAGUUUUCCAAUCUCA
Messenger RNA from Capsella rubella, 2353 nucleotides. Its product is annotated as transcription factor IIIB 60 kDa subunit. Gene Ontology annotation, biological process: DNA-templated transcription initiation; transcription by RNA polymerase III; transcription preinitiation complex assembly. Gene Ontology annotation, cellular component: transcription preinitiation complex; nucleus; transcription factor TFIIIB complex. The coding region runs from base 381 to 2084 and encodes 567 amino acids. The record is from RefSeq and is a predicted model, not a curated record. The transcript is spliced from 21 exons. Gene Ontology annotation, molecular function: TBP-class protein binding; RNA polymerase III type 3 promoter sequence-specific DNA binding; RNA polymerase III general transcription initiation factor activity. Lineage: Eukaryota; Viridiplantae; Streptophyta; Magnoliopsida; Brassicales; Brassicaceae.